Urocitellus parryii (Arctic ground squirrel) is the source of this 933-nucleotide messenger RNA. RefSeq names its product WBP2 N-terminal like (gene Wbp2nl). Gene Ontology annotation, molecular function: transcription coactivator activity; chromatin DNA binding. Gene Ontology annotation, cellular component: nucleus. Gene Ontology annotation, biological process: positive regulation of DNA-templated transcription. The record is from RefSeq and is a predicted model, not a curated record. NCBI's taxonomy places the organism in Eukaryota, Metazoa, Chordata, Mammalia, Rodentia, Sciuridae.
AUGGCGGUGAAUCAGAGCCACACCGAGAACCGCCGUGGGGCCAUCAUUCCUGUUGGUGAAAGUGUCUUGAAGCAGAGUCCAGAUGUGGAACUCUCCUUCCCACAGCAUCCACAGAACUCCAACCUCUUUAGUGGUGUAAAGAGGGGAACGUUGUUUCUUAGUUCAUACCGGGUGAUUUUCGUGACUUCACGCUCAGUCAGUGAUCCCAUGCUGUCCUUUAUGAUGCCGUUUGAUCUGAUGAAGAACUGCACUGUUGAACAACCACUCUUUAAUGCCAACUACAUUCAAGGGACUGUUCAUGCAGCUCCAGAUGGUGGCUGGGAAGGACAGGCUACUUUUAAAUUAGUCUUCAAAAAAGGAGGUGCCAUCGAAUUUGCUGAGUUGCUGAUACAAGCUGCYGCUGCUGCUGCCCGGGGAACUCCACUUCGAAUUAUGAAUUACUGGAUCUCCACUCCAGGAAUUUAUGUUGUUACUGGAGAGGGAAACAUGUGCACUCAACAGACACCUUGUCAAGUUUUGGUCUAUGGAGGCCCCCAGUCAGGGUAUAGAGCCCCUCCUGCAGGAUAUGGAGCCUCCCCUGCAGGAUAUGGAGCCCCUCCUAUGGCAUAUGGAGCCAUUCCUGUAGGAUAUGGAGCUUCUUCUAUGGGUUAUGGAGCUCCCCCUCCAGGAUAUGGAGCUCCCCCUCCAGGAUAUGGAGCCCCCCCUCCAGGAUAUGGAGUCCCACCUCCUGGAUAUGGAGUCCCACCUCCUGGAUAUGAAGACCCGUCUGCGAGAAGCUCAAGACCUGUAGCCCCCCCUUCUAGAUCCCCAGCUCCACCUGCUGGAUCUGGAGUCCAGAAUCCUAAAACUGUAACAGCACAGACUCCUGGACAUGAAGCUUCUUCUCCCUCUACCUCAGCUUCUCCGGCCUAUUCUCCCACUUCUAAAAUGUAA